Messenger RNA from Mesorhabditis belari, 1098 nucleotides. NCBI's taxonomy places the organism in Eukaryota, Metazoa, Nematoda, Chromadorea, Rhabditida, Rhabditidae. The record is from the annotation of a GenBank genome assembly.
AUGGCUGCAAAUUAUGUGAAAGUGUUCAGGAUUAAAGGCGGUGAUGGCUCAGAGAAAUUGAUGGAGUUGCCCGUUCAAUUGGACGUUGAUCGACCGAAACGACCAAGAACCACCUUUUUGCCUCAUCAACUCGAUGCACUUGAGAGUGCUUUUAAGACAAACGGCUAUUUAGCCGGUGAGAAGCGAGCCCGUCUAGCAGAAACCCUUCAACUAUCAGAUACACAAGUGAAAGUGUGAUCAUUUGACGGCCGUUUAGACCUCGAAACUCUCCCAGAGGCUCACGAUGAAGAAGCUGAAGCUGAAAGGCUAGAAGAAGAGGAAAAGAAGCGAGCAUCGGAGGUUCGUUUGAGAGAUCACUCAAAAGGGUGGGAGGAUAGAGAAGAAAAUAACAAUCACGUUGAUGCAAGGUGCGGCGAGCGACUGAAGGACACAAUCCGACGGCCGACAAGGGGAACAGUUCGAUCACUCGCAAGGCAUUUGUCUGAAAAGCAAAGAAAUCGAAAUCUCGAGGAUCGCCUUCGACUUGCAAAACAUCGAAUGAGUAUGCCGGAGGUCUCAUCUUCGGGCGCUGUCUGGCAACCACGAAUCCAGAAUCUGCCCGCGUGUCCCCCACAAAACCUCGCUCCAUCCUCGUCCGCAUCCACGCAGAUUCUGAACUCAACCCGAGACUCUCCCCCGCACUCGAUUCGUUCCGCGGCACCGCUAAUUGAGAGAACUCCAUCUCAAUUUUUCGCUGGUGGUGGCAGUAUUCGAGCUCUUCACCCAGGGACACUCAUGGUUGUGGCUGGACCACCCGUUCGACCACAGGAGGCCGCCGGUUUUGCCGGUAUUCCGCCAACGAUGGCCGCCUCGAAUUUCCCGUAUCCCGGCGAUUUUCAACAAGUUUGGUAUCCCAUUCAAACGGCUCCUCUAUUCAUGCCGCUUGGUGCCCCGAUUAUGCACCCGAAAAUUCACACAUUGCCACAAUCACCUCCACCGACAGCUAGAUCGAUGUGUCGAGAAGUUUGUUGUGGCGGUUGUGCUCAACUAUUAUGGACCGUUGUGUGCAUCAUUCUAAUGGGAAUCAUUGCCGCUCUUCUACUUACUCUUUUUGUUGUC